GAAAGGGUUUAUGAGCGUAAAAAGGAAAAUCUUCAAAACCAUUUGGUUUCUUUGUUUUACUGCCCUGCCUGCCUACCUAUAUAAUCAAUACACAGAUUUAUUGAAAAUGUCGAGCUGAUUGUUAUUAUUCUUCUGAAAUUUCAAGGAAAAAAAGAUUCCCCUAUAUAUAUAUAUUUUUACAUUUGAUCUGAAGAAAUCUUGAGAUUCCAAAUGUUGGCUUCUCGCCAAGUGCUCGCUAGAGCCCUACUUCUCCGCAAUGUUAGACACUCCUCCACUGCUGCCGCUCUAGUUCAAGAUUACAUUGAAGCCCCACUAACUUACCUUGAAGGUUUCCCAAAACCCGAUCCUAAGCAUGCAGAGAUAAUCACAGCAAUUCCACGUGCAAUUUCUGGAAAAAAUAUAUCUGCUAAGGAACGGAAGGCUGGACGUGUGCCGAGCAUUGUUUUUGAGCAAGAGGAUGGUCAGCAUGGAGGUAAUAAGCGACUCAUAUCCGUUCAGAAUAAUCAGAUCAAGAAACUUGUGAAUCAUCUUGGUCGUUCCUAUUUCAUGUCACGCCUUUUUGAACUUGAGGUCCGGCCCGAUGUUGAUAGUGAGGAUAUUAUUGAGAAAGUUCGUGUAUUGCCUCGAUUGCUUCAUCUCCAUGCGAGUACAGAUGCAGUACUUAAUGUUACAUUCAUAAGAGCUCCCCCUAAUGCUAUGUUGAAGGUUGAUGUCCCACUCGUGUUUAUUGGAGAUGAUGUGUCCCCUGGGUUGAAAAAAGGAUCUUAUCUGAACAUUAUAAAGAGAACUGCAAAGUUCAUUUGCCCUGCAGACAUAAUCCCGCCCUUCAUUGAGGUAGAUCUAAGUGAGUUGGAUGCAGGUCAGAAGUUGGUGAUGGGGGAUCUCAAAGUUCAUCCUGCUCUGAAACUUGCUCGGCCCAAAGAUGAACCUGUUUGCAAGGUUGCAGGGGCAAGAGUUUCUGAACAAAAGAAGUCUAAGUAAUCACUUUUAUAUAAUAAACAGAUUUUUACAAAGCUUAGUUUAUUAGCGAUGUUAGUUGCCUGGUGCGCAAGCUUUUUGGUGCUUCCAGAUUCAUGGUCACAUUAAUCUAUGGAGCUUUCUGAAAACUUAAGUAGCAUGUAUUUUUUGUUAUAUCAUCGAUUGUUCUUUUCCUUUCGUAUCAGUAAAAAGACUUGAAUCCUUA
Molecule: messenger RNA, 1183 nt
Organism: Erigeron canadensis
Lineage: Eukaryota; Viridiplantae; Streptophyta; Magnoliopsida; Asterales; Asteraceae
Product: 50S ribosomal protein L25
Exons: 4
Coding region: 211-981 (256 amino acids)
Biological process (GO): translation
Cellular component (GO): cytosolic large ribosomal subunit; ribosome
Molecular function (GO): structural constituent of ribosome; 5S rRNA binding
Source: RefSeq, a predicted model, not a curated record